This is a messenger RNA of Cololabis saira (Pacific saury), 1354 nucleotides long. It is a transcript of the gene cd164l2, whose product is annotated as CD164 sialomucin-like 2. The transcript is spliced from 6 exons. NCBI's taxonomy places the organism in Eukaryota, Metazoa, Chordata, Actinopteri, Beloniformes, Belonidae. Gene Ontology annotation, cellular component: cytoplasmic vesicle. The record is from RefSeq and is a predicted model, not a curated record. The coding region runs from base 20 to 490 and encodes 156 amino acids.
AGGCUCUCCGGCUGUCAGAAUGCAACUUUCGGUAAUGAAGGUCCUCUGCACCGUUCUGCUGCUUCUAGUGAUGGUUCCCUCUGUUUGCUCACAGUCAGAUUGCUCUCAAGCGGAGUCCUGUGACCUGUGCGUUGGAGACUCCAUGCUUAACCUGACAGGCUGCGUCUGGAGGCUUUGCCCAAAUGGGAAUGACACGGGCAUGUGUGUGAGUGAUGGGGGCGAUUCUUCAGACGGUGGAAUGAACUGUAGCUGGACCAGAGUCUCUGAGUUGUGCACAGUUGUCGAGGCUGUUGCUGUGGGUGAAGGUGACUCAGGUGAUGCAGCUGACACCGACUCAUCUCCUGAGUUCUCCCAGGCCAAGUUCAACAUGUCCAGCUUUGUGGGCGGCAUCAUACUUGUGCUGUGUCUGCAGGCCGGCGGCCUCCUCGCCAUGCGUCUCCUCAAAUCCAAGGAGCAGAGCAACUAUGAUCCAAUAGAGCAGCCGCAGUGAGGACAAACUGUCUGAAGGACAACCAGACAAAGAUGGAGGACAGAAGCAGCAGCAGAGGGGUGACUCAUCUAGCUACUGGAACGAGAUGUUUUCUUUUUCAACUCUUUGCCCCCAUGUUUACCCCUGUGUGAUGGGUGUGAUCAUAAGAGGACAUUUUCUCAGAAUUGUACAUGUGUUUACACUGGCAGUUUUUGCAGUUAGUUUCCAUAAAGCUGAACAAACACUUUCAUUCUUACAACAGCAGUUUGUCCCAGUACAUAUACUGUAUCUGACAUGCAUCAGCUGAGUUUCCCUCUCUCUCUCUUUUUAUGGAUACACAACAUCUGAGUGGUUCCUUCAGCUGAAUACAGGAUAUUUCACUUGGUGAACUUCAAUAGAUUAAACUGUCUUUUUAUUUUUAUUUCACCCAUUGCAGCCCGAAGAGCUUUAAAAUGUUUCUGAAACGCUGAGAAAUUUCCUCUUUUUAUACAUUUUUGGGUGGAGCACUCAAAUCCCACACAGAGAGGCUUUGGUGGACUCUUCUUUCUGUGUUGUCACAGCAGCACUAGCCCACCUAUCACCAUGCUGCCCUAAUAGAUCCGUCUUCUUUAAAAGGGACUGCUCCUUAUAGCUGACAUACCGUAGACUGAUAUCACCUGAUGCUAAUAUCACCUUUUAUUUAAAUGCUUCACCUAAUGGUUCAUAUUCCCCCUCACAAAUGUGAUAUACUGGGUUAUUUUCCCCAGAAACAAAUGACAAAGUAUCAACUUGAUCUGAUUAGUUUGCUACGAUUUACUUUAUUCUCAUCCAUCCAUCCAUCCAUCCAUCCAUCCAUCCAUCCAUCCAUCCAUCCAUCCAUCCAUCCAUCCAUCCAUCCAUCCAUCC